This is a messenger RNA of Paramecium sonneborni, 3160 nucleotides long. The record is from the annotation of a GenBank genome assembly. Lineage: Eukaryota; Ciliophora; Oligohymenophorea; Peniculida; Parameciidae.
AUGUUUAAUAUUGAAUUUGAUUAAGAUUUUGAAUUAAGAGCUGUCCAAAAUGAAGAUUUUGAAUAAUAAUAUCUUGAUAAUUGUUUAAGAGAAUCUAGAAAAGAGCCUAAUACAACAUAUCCUCACAUUAGCAGAUCAAUUAGUUCAAAAAGUAUUGAAGCUGAAUGUCUUCACAAAACCCCAGAUACACCUUUUGAUGAGGUUGUUACAUCUGCUUAAAGUUCUGAACUUCUUUUUCGCAAGAUUGUUUAACAAUAAGAUAGACGAAGUAGUAUUCCUAAUGCAGGAACAAGCUUGAUGUGUAGUUUUUAUAUUCGUAGAUUCAUUGAAAAAAUUUCAUCAAGCAGAAAAAGAAUAUUAAGUAUGAAUGAAAUUCAUUUUAAUUUAAUAGAAGAUAAGGCUGCUGAUAUGUAUAUUUUAUUUUAAAUAGGUAAAACUUAUUUAAUUACUAACAUCAAUGCAAAAUUUAAGGAUCAUCUUUUGGAAAAAUGAAGGCCUUUUUAAGGAAAGAUACUGGCUUAAGGAAUAAAAGUCUCUAUGAAUAAAUGAAAUCAAGAUUAAAAAUAAUGAAGAAAAACAUUUUCGACAUUAUUACUACAUUAGUAAACAAAAUUCCUAUAAUUUAACCUGAAUCACGUUUUAAGAUGAUUUGGGACUUCUUUGCUUCUUUUUUUAGAAUUAUUUUAGUCUUACUUAUCCCAUUAGAGAUAGCAUUUGACCCUGGUAUACUAUUUGUACAUUAUAUUUAUUUGACAGCCUUAAUUAUUGUAAUAUUAUAAAUUGACUUUCUAAUACGAAUUAAUACUUUAUCAUAUAGAAAUGGAGCAGCAAUUUAAAAUAGAUGGGAUUUACUAAUUCAUUAAUUGAAAUAAGAAUUUUUGACUGAUUUUUCAACUUCAUCUGUACUGAUAAUUUUCAUGAUUGUAUCUGAAAUCAAUAAUAAUAAUAUUAAUUUCUUUUUGCUUGUAGUGUUAGCAUAAUUUAAAUAUAUUUAUGAGACUUUUGCAAAAAGUGAUCAAAUUUCUUAUUUAACAAGACCAUUAAGGGGAAUAAUAAAUUUAAUUAAAUUAAUAUUUACUUUAUUAUUUAUACUUCAUCUUUUUAGUUGCAUUUGGUUUUGGUUUAGUUAAAUAAGUUUAGAUGAUUCUUGGAUAAGAUAUAACAAUUUAGAUAUAAAAACUUGGGAGUUACAAUAUUUAGAAUCGUUAUACUUUGCUGUAGUUACAAUGUUAACUAUUGGUUAUGGUGAUAAUGUUCCUAAAAAUUCAAUAGAAAAGAUUGUGACUAUAAUAUUUAUUUUAGGGGCAUGUAAAAUUUCAUAUCAUUUUAUAGGUUUAUGGUUCUCAUAUAGUGUUAAUUUUAUAGGGGGAAUUAUAGAUGAUAUAUUUUAGAAUUAGAUAGAAAGAAAUAGAAAAAUGAGAGUUAUUAAUAAAUAUAUGGAUCAAAGAAAAAUACCAUUUAAUAUGAAACAUAAGUAUAUAAUAUUUUUAAGUAUUUUAGAAUAAAAGAGUAUUUAACAUUUAGAUGGAAAGAAGAUGAUGAAGUUGAUUUAGAAAUUGAAUAAACACUAUUAGAAUAAUUGUCUGAUGAACUUAAGGAAGAAUUAGAUAAAGAAGUUCAUAAAAUCUUUAUUAAAAAAUCAGCUUUUCUUUAAAAUUUUGGAGAAGACUUUAAAGAUGCCUUAUCAAAGUCAAUUAAAAGAAAAAUUAUACCUCCCUAAAAUACAUUUUCAAUAGACUUUGAUAAUUAAAUAAAUUUAUGUUUUAUAGAAUAGGGAAUUUUACUUUAUUAACAUCCUGAUAGGAAAUAGAGAGCUAAAAUGAAUUCUUAAAUUAAAUAAGAAUAAUUUUUUUGUGUUAGAGAAUUUAUUAUUUAAAGUCCUAAUAUUGAAUAUUUUAAAUCAAAUGGUUAUGUAAGUUUGUUAAUACUUUCAAAAAAAGAUUUUUUAGAUACAAUAAAGAAUUAUCCUGAAGAUUUUUAGAAAUUCUGUGAAAUAAAAGAAUAAAUGAAUUUAAAUAUGUAUCCUCCAUAAAUAGAAAAUGGUGUAUUUUGCCCUGCAUGUCUUAAAUUUGACCAUAAUUUAAAAAAUUGUCCAUAAAUACAAUAUACACCUGAUAAAGAAGUUAUUUUAAAACGAUAUUUAUUACCAAGAGAAUAAAAAAGAAAAUAUAAAAAUAGAAACAAUUCUAAAAGAUUUUAAAGUGAGUAAACUAUUAAAAAAGCAAGAUUAGAAAAGGAUUUGAUUUAGUAAUUUGCUUAAGUAUUUUAAUCUGAUAAUAUUUAAUUAAUUUAAGAAUAAUAAAAGAUUCAAAUGGUUUAUGAAUAAGAAUCAUUUAGUUCAAGUGCAGAUUGUAGUCCUUGUUUAAAAGUUGAGAAUGAAGGGAAAUUUUCAGCAGCAGUUUCAAAAUCUAAAAAAUUAAUUAAUAUUGAUUAAUAACCUUAAGUUAUUAAUACCUCAAAACUUAUUGAAGUCAGAGCUAAUCUUCAUUAAGCAUUAUAAAAUAGAAAACAAUCAAUAUUUAAUUUAAACAUCUCUUCAGGUUUAGGUAGAAGUCCAAAAAGCAUGAUUAUUUGUUAAAAAGAUUGUAUUAAGGAAAGUGAUGAGAGUGAUGAGAAAAGUAAUAGUAGUAGUCAGAGUUAAAAAUCAGAAAAUAAAUAGAAUAAAAAUUUAUUUACAGUGGCAGAUUUUAAUGAUAAUAUGAUUGAAAACAUAACUAAUUUAUAUCAUUAGCUCUAAAGAGAACUAGAAUUUAAUGAAAAUGAUUCAACUAUUCAAAAAGCUUACUUUUAAAUAGAACCUCUUUAUUGGUAAAUUAAUUAACAAAGAUUAUAUGAUUUCGAAGUCAUGGCUUCUUAUGAUUAUUUCUUUAAAAAUUCAAAUUUUAAUGAAAUCAUUAAAAACAAUCAUCAAAAUGUUAAUUUAAAAUGGCAAUUAUAAUUUCUUGAAAAAUUACAAAAGUAUAUGCUUUAUCCAUUUAUUUUUAUUUAAAAAUAUUUAAAUAAAAAAAGAAAUCUAAUAAAUUCAGAACAAAUAAAGCAUAAUCCAUCUAAAAGAUUAAAUAGUAGACUGAAUACUUUAAAAAAUAGUUUAAAAUUGAAAAAGAAAACAGUUAUAUUAAAACCAAUUUUAAAACUUGGAAAAGUAGUUCCAGAAAUAUGA